Arabis nemorensis is the source of this 198-nucleotide messenger RNA. The record is from the annotation of a GenBank genome assembly. Lineage: Eukaryota; Viridiplantae; Streptophyta; Magnoliopsida; Brassicales; Brassicaceae.
AUGGCUAAACGUAAAAGAGUAUGGUUACGAAAUCGAUAUUUGAUCGAGAAGAAGAGAGGAACCGAGAAGAAGAGAGCAAUAGAGAAGAAGAGAGGAACCAAGAAAAGAGCAAUCGAGAAGACAUUCGUGAUUCACCGAACCUUCUUAAAUCACAAGCAAUGGGUUGGAUUUUGUUCUGGAUUGACAGUGGAAAAGUAG